Molecule: messenger RNA, 2373 nt
Organism: Prosopis cineraria
Lineage: Eukaryota; Viridiplantae; Streptophyta; Magnoliopsida; Fabales; Fabaceae
Product: beta-glucuronosyltransferase GlcAT14B-like
Exons: 4
Coding region: 453-1739 (428 amino acids)
Cellular component (GO): membrane
Molecular function (GO): glucuronosyltransferase activity
Source: RefSeq, a predicted model, not a curated record
ACUUGGUAAGAUAGGACAGAAGAAAAGACGAGAGAGGAUUCAGGUGGCCGGCAAACCGUCUUUCUGAAUUAAAUGCGAUUCCUAUUUCGGAGCCAUCCCGAUUCUCAGCCAUCUGAUCGCUAGGCAACGAGAGUCUUUACUGUUCGACCAAAUCGUAGCGACUAGCGAGAACAACAGUGAAGCUACCGCCUACCAAAUUUCUCCUUCAGUCACGGCGUGACAAAGAGUGAGAAACACCGCGUUAAAGCCUCUUCUCACCCGACUUCCUAUACCAAGUCCCUCAUUCUUCAACACUUCCCCUGUACUCCCCUUCAAUUUCCACUCAUCUUUCCAAUUUCUGCUGCGCAUUAACUUCAGGGCUUCCUAACACUUAUCUUUAAACCCCUUCUUCCUCCCUCCCACUUCGCUUAUCAGUUGUCAGUUAUCUUAUCACGCAGAGGACCUUGCUGCAAAUGAAGAAAUUGAAGAACUAUUACGUGCAUCUGAGGCACCAACCUAAAUGGGAGCGCAAGUGGAUUUUCCCUCUCGCUAUUGGCUCUAUUGUUUCUCUCUUCCUUCUCUGCCUUGCCACUCUCGCAUCACCCGAUGGUACUUCUCUCUUUCCCAUUUAUCGCUCUAUAACCGCUUCCUAUUCCGUUUUUGUUGAAUCCAAGCUUCACCCUAUACCCGCUUCUUCUCUGCCGCCCCCACCAAGUUUCGCCUACCUCAUAUCUGGUUCUGUCGGCGACGGUAAUGCGCUCAAACGCACGCUUUUAGCACUCUACCAUCCUCGCAACUCCUACGUCGUGCAUUUGGACCUUGAGUCGCCGCCUGAGGAGCGAGCUGAUCUGCAGAAGUUUGUGAAAGAUCAUCCAAUUUUCAGGAAAUUUGGUAAUGUAAAGGUAAUCAAGAAGGCGAAUCUGAUUACUUACCGCGGUCCCACAAUGGUUGCGAACACCCUUCACGCCGCAGCGAUCUUGUUGAGGGAAGGUGGUGACUGGGAUUGGUUCAUUAACCUAAGUGCCUCUGACUAUCCACUCGUUACCCAGGAUGAUCUGCUGCAUACAUUUUCAUACUUGCCUCGCGAGCUUAAUUUCAUUGAUCAUACCAGUGACAUUGGAUGGAAAGAUCAUCAACGGGCAAGGCCGAUAAUAAUUGAUCCCGGAUUGUAUUUGUCUAAAAAGCAAGAUGUGUUCUGGGUUACUCAGCGAAGGAGUAGACCAACUGCCUUCAAACUUUUCACAGGUUCUGCUUGGAUGGUACUCACUAGAUCUUUCAUUGACUAUUGCAUAUGGGGAUGGGAUAACCUACCUCGGACUGUUCUGAUGUACUAUGCAAAUUUCAUAUCUUCUCCUGAAGGAUACUUCCAUACUGUCAUUUGUAAUGCCCAGGAAUUCAGUAACACAACUGUGAAUAGCGAUCUUCAUUUCAUUUCUUGGGACAAUCCUCCCAAGCAACAUCCUCACUACCUUAGGCUUGAUGACAUGCAUCAGAUGAUCGAUAGCAAUGCUCCCUUCGCAAGGAAAUUCCCUAGAGGUGAUCCGGUAUUGGACAGGGUUGAUGCUGAACUUCUAUCCAGAGGUCCUGGCAUGGUUGUUCCUGGAGGCUGGUGCAUCGGAAGCCGGGAGAAUGGGUCUGAUCCCUGCUUGGUUAUUGGUAAUACUACUGUCCUGAGGCCUGGUCCAGGCGCAAAAAGGCUGGAAGUUCUGAUCAGCUCAUUGUUGUCAAACGAAAGUUUCCGACCAAGACAGUGCAAAUGACCAUUAGCCGGCAGCUGUGUUUGUUCUGCUGGCCGUCUACAUGCAAAUUUAGUUAGCAUGAUCAUUGAAUUAUUGUUUCUUUCUUGUGAAAAAAAAAAGAAUGAUAUUAUACGCAUCAUCUCUGCUGGAGAGAAGGCAAGGGGAGUCGUUGGUGAACCUUGCAGUAAUGAUAUUGUAUACACCAUUACAUGACACAAUGACAGAACUGAAUGUAGUAGCCCCUAGUGAAGUAGCCACCGCUUCCUUCCUGUGUUCUUUUUCAUCACUUUAUUCCAAGGACAUACAGUCAAACAUGGGUGAGCUGAUUUUAGCUUUUUGUUGCUUUCUUUUCCACGUGGAACAAGUUGGAUGUAAAAUGGUGAACAGAUAAAAGAGGAGUUUAGCUGUACACUGCCCAGACAAAGAGAGAGGGGAUUUGAUCUUUGAGUGAGAAGUCAAAAAAGCAAGAAUAGAUAGCGAAAACGAAGCAUUUGAAGUAAAAUUUCGUUUAUGUGCAUUUGUGGCUUUUCCGUUGUUGCUGUGAUUGAUUUUGACUUGGUUCUCUCCCUGUACCCGAGGCAUUGCCUACCUUUGUAACCAAACUGCUAAUCAGUACAAGUAGAAUCAUUUUGGCAUUUGAGCAGGGACGUAGCUA